GCAACAAGCCCUGACAAUCGUGAGCAUUGCAACCAGCUGAACAGAUGACGACAGAAGCGUCCUUAAGGAGUUUGAAAAGAGGAGCAAAUAUGUAUUGUAACUAAUAUGCGGCGGCCAGGUUUACUUUUACGUGUUAGAACAGUGAAUUUAUCGAUGUUAUUACUGUUACAGAUGAGCUGUUGAUAUUGGUUGAGACUGGCGAGUACAAAUAUUACCAACGCAUAUUUUAGGUUCUUUCCAAUUAAACGUUAAACUUGUCCAGUGUGAUGGACAGACUGAACAUCGCCGGAGUAAGUUAGACAACACCUCGCCUACAAACCAGCCGGGUGCGAUUGAAUCCGUUAACUCCGAACAUGGCGUCAGAGGAGGGCUCACUGCGUGCGCUGGAAAGUCUAAUGUCAGAGUUCUUUCACAGCCGCACCACCAACGAGCGCAAGAGGGAGAUUGAGGAGCUGUUGAAUAACUUUGCUCAGCAGAUGGGGGCCUGGCGGCACUGUCUCUACUUCCUCUCCAACACCCAUAACGAGUACAUCAGGAUGUACAGUCUGACAGUAUUUGAGAACCUCAUCAACAAGAUGUGGCUGGGCUUGUCCUCGCAGGACAAGAUAGAGAUCCGCAGCGGCCUGCCCAAGCUGCUGCUGUCCGAGCACAAGUCCCUGCCCUACUUCAUCCGCAACAAGCUGUGCAAGGUCAUCGUGGACAUCGGCAAGCAGGACUGGCCCGUCUUCUACCAGGACUUCUUCACCAACAUUCUGCAGCUCAUCCAGUCCCCCACCCUGGCCCCGCUGGGCCUGGUCCUCCUCAAGACCGCGUCGGAGGAGCUGGCGUGCCCCCGGGAGGACCUCAGCGUGACCCGCAAAGAGGAGCUACACAGGCUGCUGCUGGAGCAGGUCCCCACGGUGCUCAGCCUGCUGACCGGUAUUCUAGAAACAAUUUGGGAUAAACACAGCAUCCCUGCCACCACACCUCCUCCUUCACCCACGUCUGAAGAAAGUGGGGAGCAGAUGACUAGCGUGUUCCAGGGUCCACCCUACUCCAAUCAGCUGUCACAAUCUCUUCCCCUGUUGGACCAGGAGAGCCUGCAGCUCUGCUCCCUUGCCUUGGAGUGCCUGGCCCAUCUUUUCAGCUGGAUCCCCCUUUCUUCCAACAUCUCUCUAUCCUUGCUGGCCACCAUUUUCCACUUUGCCCGCUUUGGCUGUGACCAGCACCAGGGCAAUCCGGCUCCCUCCAUCUACUCCUCCGUCCCUGCCCCCGCAACUGGCAACAAACCGUGCCUUGGCCUCGAAAGUGACAGCACGCAGGUGCAGCGAGGCGGCCAGGUCGACAGGGCAUGGCUUGGGGUGCUGGCCAUGACCUGUGUCAAUGAGCUGGUGUCCAAGAACUGUGUGCCCCUGGAGUUCGGGGAGUACCUCCUGAGAAUGUUCCAGCAGACCUUCUUCCUGCUGCAGAAACUGACACGGGAGAACUCUGGCUAUAGUCUCAAGAGCCGGCUGGAGGAGCUUGAUGAAAGCUAUGUGCAGAAGUUCACAGAGUUCCUGAGGCAGUUCAUCAGUGUUCAUCUGAAGCGGAUAGAGUCCAACACGCUGUUCCCCACGGUGGACUUUCUGGCACUGCUGUUCAAGUACACCUUCAACCAGCCCACUCUCGAGGGAUACUUCUCUUGUCUGGAUAUAUGGGCCAUCUUCCUGGACUACCUGACCACAAAAAUAAAAACCCGAUUCACCGACAGAGAUGGCAUGCUGAACACGUAUAAGGAUGUCUUGGCCAUACUGCUGCAGGAGGUGCUGAAUUAUAUCCAGUUUCGAUAUAAUCAGUCGCAGCUGGAGGAACUGGAUGACGAGACAUUGGAUGAUGAUCAACAGACUGAGUGGCAGCAGUACUUGCAUCGGAGUCUGGAUAUUGUUGCUAAGGUGACGGAGCUGCUGCCGUCUCAUGCCUUCUCUACUCUGUAUCCAUUGCUGCAGGAGAAUUUGAAUGUGUACCUGGGGCUGCAGCAGUUUGUUGUCUCCACAAGCACAGGCCGGAGGCUGAACAUCAGCACAGAAAAUGAUUGCCGGCGGCUGCAUUUUGCACUGCGGGACUUGAGCUCCCUCCUUCGGGCCACAGGCAGACUGGGCGAGCACUUCAUCGGGCUCGACUUCGCCACCCGCUUCAAUGAUGCGCUGACGGUGGUGGAAAGGCUGGUUGAGGUGGCCUGCUACAGCUCCCAGACCAGUGUGCAUGACCUGCAGACCGCCAUGGCCUCUGUGCUGAGGCCAGAUCUCAUCGAUGUCCACGCCCAGUCUCUGGCAGCUCUUCAGGCCUACUCCCAUUGGCUGGCUCGGUUCUACAGCGAGGUGCAGCACCAGAACCAGACGCGCUUCGUCGCCCUCGUCACCUCCGCCAUGGAUGCCGUCGCCCCCCUCAUCAGCGCCAAGGUCCCAGAGAAGCUGCUCUUACCAGCCUGCCAUCUGAUGGUGUCUCUCACCACUACAGUACGGCCAGUUUUUUUGAUAACUCUGCCUGCGGUGCAGAACCUCUUCAACCUGGUAACCAACGACUCUGCUGGCAGGCUCCCCCCGGAGGCCCUGGUGCUGGUGUGCAGAGCCCUGUCCAACGUGCUCCUGCUCCCCUGGCCCAACCUGCCCGAGAGCGAGCAGCAGUGGCACAGCCGCUCCGCCAACCACUGCAGCCUGCUGGCGGCGCUCACCCGCCAGUACCGCCAGCUGAGGGACGGAGCCGGCCCCCAGCAUGGCCGCCCGGGUCUGGAGGAAGUGAAAUCGGUGGUGCACAAGACACUGUGGAUACUCAGGGACAUCGUGGAGAGCAUCUCGGGGGAGUCCACCAAGUCCCGGCAGAUCUGCUACCAGUCUCUACAGGAAUCUGUGCAGGUGUCUCUGGCCCUGUUCCCUGCUUUUAUCCAUCAGCCAGAUGUGACUGAUGACAUGCUCAGCUUCUUCCUCACCCUGUUCCGCGGCCUGAGGGUUCAGAUGGGCGUGUCGUUCACAGAGCAGAUAAUCCAGACCUUCCUCAACAUGUUCACUAGGGAGCAGCUGGCGGAGAGCAUCAUGCGGGAGGGCAGCGCUGGCUGCCGGGUGGUGGAGAGGUUCCUGAAGAUUCUGCAGGUGGUGGUGCAGGAGCCGGGCCAGGCCUUCAGACCCUUCCUUCCCAGAAUCAUCUCCCUCUGCAUGGAGCAGCUCUAUCCCAUUUUGGCCGAGCAUUCCUCCCCGGACGUGAAGGCGGAGCUGUUUGAGCUGCUUUACCAGGUGCUGCACCACAACUGGAGGUACUACUUCAAGAGCUCUGUGCUCGCCAGCGUGCACAGGAACGCCCCCGAGGAGCCCGUGGAGAACGAGGGCCAGUUCACCGCUGCCAUGCAGGCUUUCGGGCAGUCUUUUCUACAGCCAGACAUUCACAUCUUCAAGCAGAAUCUCUUCUAUCUGGAGUCCCUCAACAGUAAGCACAAGCUGUAUCACAAGAAGCUGUUCUGCACCUCCAUGCUGUUCCACUUCCUCAAUGUGCUGCUGCUGGUGCUGGUGCGCAGGAGCCAUGACCUGCUGCAGGAGGAGAUCGUGUUGGCCGUGUACAACAUGGCCUCGGUGGACUUCGACGUAUUCUACUCCACCUUCCUGCCUCAGUUCCUCAGCAGUUGCCAUGGCAUCGAUGCCAACCAGCGCAAUGUCCUGGGGUGUAACUUCAAGAUGGAGCGGGACCUGCCCUCCUUCACACAGAGUGUGCACAGGCUGGUAAAUGACCUGCGCUACUACAGGCUGUGCAAUGGCAGUCUGCCCCUAGGGAGUGUCAGGCUAUAGCAGGUCCUCCUUCCUGUACCGUUACCUGGACACUGUCGCUCAGCAGCAACCCUUCUACCGCUGUCCCUGACAGGCUCAUCUCUGGCUGGGGAGAGGGUUCCAAUGGGACUGCCCUGCAGGUUUGGAACCUUGUCACCUACAAAUUUCAUUGGACUGUCCACCACGUUCCCCCAGUUUCACACAGGAAACGGCAUUAUGACGCUGCAGGACCCUUUCCAGCCCCCUCAGGCAGGGCUGUGAGGAGCUCGGCACAUUCCUCCUUCCCUUCGACGUUUCCACUUUGAGAAAAUGCUCUGAGAGACGAGUUCCAUUCCAUUUAGAGGGUACAGAAAUGACUCCUAAAUAAAAUGUGUUGUGCAUACUUUUCUUUUUGUAAAAAGCAAAGACAGAUUUUAUUGGUUUUAUUGGUCGUUUUUCAUUGACUCAUUUGUAUUUUGUUAUUUUAACUCGUGUUUUUAUUUUUAUUUUUUACUUCUGUAUAGUUUACACAUGUCUUAUGUUAAGGUUUAUUGAAUACAUUGAGAACUUUUUUUGCAUCAGGAAAAUGUAAAAAAACAUUUUCCAGACAGGAAAUUCUAGGGAAAAUGAAAAGUCUUAAGAUGACCAGAGAAUGCCACUGUGCCUUCCAGUCAGAUGGAAGAGAACAGAUCACUGAGAAAAUAAUGUCAGUGUUGCAUAAUAAUUCUUGUCAUGGGGUGUGUUAUUUAUUUUGGAUGAAUUCCCCACUUUUUUUUGAGAGGACUAAAUGUCCAAACUUCUGUGAACACAACUGGAUGCCUGUGUACCUUCUGCAGGGACUUUGUGUGGAAAGCUUUUAAGCCCUCGGUGGCACGUUUUUAUGCUGAUUAACCCAGGGAAUAAACUAUAUGAACAAAGA
Messenger RNA from Anguilla anguilla (European eel), 4668 nucleotides. RefSeq names its product exportin-6-like. Lineage: Eukaryota; Metazoa; Chordata; Actinopteri; Anguilliformes; Anguillidae. The record is from RefSeq and is a predicted model, not a curated record. Gene Ontology annotation, biological process: protein export from nucleus. The transcript is spliced from 24 exons. Bases 354 to 3791 code for a protein of 1145 amino acids. Gene Ontology annotation, molecular function: small GTPase binding; nuclear export signal receptor activity.